GUUUUUGCAAAAGAAUAUCGAAGUCUACACAUCUCCUCUGCUUCUGCACCAGAAACUCCUUUUUUUUUUUAGUCAAAAACGAGAGAGGCGAUGGCUAGUUUAAGCUGGUCGGAGAUCCAGCUGUGAAGUCUCACUAGACUAAACUUUGGUCAAAAACCGAAGGCGGCGACGGUUCCCUCUGACCGGAGGCCGGAGUCAUCUGCAUCCUCAAUCUGCUUUACAACAUGACAACAUCAUUUCGGCAAUCCAUCUUUUUCUCAGCUUGUGUCGCCUUGUGCAGUUGUGCCAGCCAAAAUCGAUGAUUUCUUCCCUGCCGUCGUGCUCGUUCCCUUGCAAGUGACGCUCGCCAAUGGAGGCAGUGAAGCGCGUAGGCGCGCUGCCCCGGCGUCGCGAGGCAGCGCUUCACAGCUUCGUCCUAGUCCUGCUUGUGCUUGGUGGCGCAUUCGCCGCCUUCGCCGGAGACACCAUCGUCCCCGGCGAGGGGAUCUCCGGGAACCAGACGCUGGUCUCCAAGAACGGUGAGUUCGAGCUGGGCUUCUUCUCCCCCGGCGCCGGCAUCCACCGCUUCCUGGGCGUUCGGUUCAAGAAGAUGCCGACCACCAGCCCCACGUUUUGGGUCGGCAACAGGCUCCCAAUCACCGACCUCUCCGGCGCGGCGCUCGAGGUCUUCGGCGGCAGCCUGUGCAUCAUGGAGGCCGGGGCUAGCCUCUGGUGUUCGAGCGUGGCAGGGGACGGCCCCCCGCCGGCCGCCGCCGCCGCGGUGCUCCUUGACAAUGGCAACCUGGUGGUGACGGAUCAAGCCAACUCCUCCAGGAUCCUGUGGCAGAGCUUCGAUAGCCCUGGCGACUCGCUGCUACCCGGCGCGAGGCUCGGGUUCGACCGGGACACCGGGAGCAACGUCUCCAUGACGUACAUGAAUUACCCGCACAAUGGCAGCAUCAGCGUCGACCGGAGCAGGAGGAACGGGUUCGUGCUCACCACCGACGGGCAUGACAGUCUUGGGACCUUCCCUGAUUGGAUGGUGACAUCUCAAGACAACGGCAGCUCGCUGAUUCUGAACCAUCCUGAAAGCCCAAAUGUGACCGAGUUCUUGCAGUUCCAUCUGGGGCAAGUCAGCUUAAUGCGGUGGUCAGAGGAUUCUGCAGUAGCAAACAACAGUGGUUGGGUGGCUCGUUGGACCUUCCCUUCAGAUUGCAAAUCAAGCGGCUUCUUCUGUGGUGAUUUUGGUGCUUGCAAGAGCAAUGGCAAAUGCGAUUGCCUCCAUGGAUUUGAGCCUUCAUACCCAGCUGAGUGGGGGCUUGGAUACUUUGUCACUGGUUGCUCAAGAUCUCUUCCACUAAGCUGUGAGACAAAUGGUCAGACUGAACAUGAUGACUCAUUUAUCCUGAUAGACAGGCUGCAGGGGCUCCCUUAUAACCCUCAAAAAUUUUCAGCAGAAAGUGAUGAAGAUUGUAAACAGGCCUGCUUCAGCAAAUGCUACUGUGUUGCAUACGUGUAUGACUCCGGAUGCAAGCUAUGGUACCUUGACCUGUACAACCUGAGUUUUGCUUCUAGACCUCCAUAUAGCAAGAUUUAUGUUCGUUGGGGUUCCAAACUCCGGGGCAAAAAUGGUUUACACAAAGGAGUGAUUAUAUUGUUGGUGGCCGGGUUCAUAGGACUGAGUUCUGUGAUAUUGGUACUGGUGCUUCUACGGAGAUACAGGAGGGAUUUAUUUACUUGCAGAAAGUUUGAAGUAGAUGGUUCUCUUGUUUACUACUCUUAUGGGCAAAUCAAGAAAGCUACAAGGAAUUUCUCUGAUAAACUUGGCGAGGGAGGUUUCGGUAGUGUUUUCAGGGGAACAAUGCCAGGACCAGGAUCAACUGCUGUUGCUGUGAAGAGUCUCAAAGGCCUUGGGCACGCAGACAAGCAAUUCAGAGCAGAAGUGCAGACAGUCGGAGUGAUCAAACACACUAACCUUGUCCGUCUACUGGGAUUUUGUGUUAAAGGGGAUUUGAGGUUGCUAGUCUAUGAGUAUAUGCCUAAUGGUUCUUUGGACACACAGCUCUUUUCGGAAAGAUCUAGUCUUCUGAAUUGGGAUCUUCGCUACCAAAUCGCGCUAGGUAUUGCAAAGGGCCUGGCCUAUCUUCAUGAAGAAUGUGAGGACUUCAUCAUACAUUGUGAUAUCAAGCCAGAAAACAUACUACUUGAUGAGGAAUUCUGCGCUAAAAUCUCAGACUUUGGCAUGGCAAAGCUUCUUGGACGUGAAUUCAACUCUGCAUUGACCACCAUCCGAGGAACCAUGGGAUAUCUCGCGCCAGAGUGGAUAUCUGGACAGCCUAUAACUAAAAAGGCAGAUGUAUAUAGCUUCGGCAUCGUUCUUCUCGAAAUAGUCUCGGGGAGAAGGACUACAAAGAGACUGAAAUCCGGAAGUCAUCGGUAUUUCCCUCUUUAUGCAGCCGCUCAAGUGAAUGAAGGGAAUGUGCUGUGCUUGCUGGACAGUAGGCUGGAAGGAAAUGCUAAUGUCAAGGAGCUUGACAUCGCCUGCAGAGUUGCCUGUUGGUGCAUCCAGGACGCGGAGAACGACAGGCCAUCAAUGGGACAAGUUGUUCACAUGUUGGAAGGCGUUGUGAACACUGAAAUCCCUCCAAUUCCAUCUUCGUUUCAGAACCUGAUGGAGGGUGAGAACAACAGUAUAUAUUCUGACGAAGGAUAAAGUCUUAGUUAGAGUGGGGAAAUUUGUUAGGAUGACAACCCACAUGCUCAACGCUCCAUGGUGGCCGUUAUAGAGUAGUAAAAGUUUUUCUGUUACUAGACAAAGACAAUUGCACUAAUUACUCUAUUGACCUGCUGGAUAAUGGUGGCAUAUCCAUCAAGAUCAUUAUGAAUAAGUUUGUAGGGGAUUGUAUUUGACUAUUUGUCUAUACUAGGAAAUGCAAUGGAAAGUUGAAAAAAUUUGUCC
Molecule: messenger RNA, 2938 nt
Organism: Panicum virgatum (switchgrass)
Lineage: Eukaryota; Viridiplantae; Streptophyta; Magnoliopsida; Poales; Poaceae
Product: G-type lectin S-receptor-like serine/threonine-protein kinase At2g19130
Exons: 1
Coding region: 350-2692 (780 amino acids)
Biological process (GO): protein phosphorylation; recognition of pollen
Molecular function (GO): protein serine/threonine kinase activity; ATP binding
Source: RefSeq, a predicted model, not a curated record